GAACUGGCAUAAACUCUUAAUGUGGAGCAUAAUUUAUGGCUUGUUAAUCCUUAAAGGAAAUCAUGCUAAAAUUGUUAAGAAACGAGGUGUCAUGGAUAAUUUAAAUGAUGGCUUGAAAGUAGCCGGGCAAAUGUUUGGCAUUAAUACAGCUGCUGAUGUGGCAAAUUUAGUGGCUAAAGCAUUUUCGAAAAAUACCAGCAAUCGAAAUAAGCCCGAUUUAUUUACCAUAAUACAAAAAGGUUUACAACUUGCACCUUCUCAUUCCAGCAGUUCAGAAGAACGGAAACAUUUUGCUUCACAAAAUAAUUAUGAAUCUCAGGAAGCUUAUCAGCAGCAGCAGCCCGAGGAGACAACCCAGUUUAAGCAAUUUCAAACCAAGGCAUCCCCACCAAAAGAGGCAGUGGGUUUGAAUUUUGGUACUUCAAAUCUUAUAACCAGCAUGUUACGCAUGGUGGGCUUUGAUGCCUCCAAAUUGGGAGCUUUAGCUAUAAAUGCUUUAAUAAUGAUAGCCUCCGCGAUUGGUAAUACCAUAAUGGGCACCACAAAACCUAAACCCAUAAAUACAAACCCAGAAGGUGGACAUUUAUUUAAUGCAACCGAAGAAAAGUAUACACCCAAUGCUCAUCAGCCUAGAGCGUUAAAUGAUGCCACCACUAUCGAUUGGUUUCUACAGAAUUCUUCCAACAAAAUGAAACGCAUACUUAAGGAAGCCACCCAUAAUAAUUUAGCCGAUAAACUCACCGACAUGAUAGCAAACUAUGAAUCGAAACAGGGCCAGGGUGCCUGUCUGAAAAUGUUGGUGUGUAAGAGCUCACCGUUUAUUUGGGGCAUGCAAAAGUCAAUAAAGCAACAUAUUGAGCCGAAAGAUAAGAAGCAAAGUGCGGAGGAAGAUUUAAAUGCUGAUACCGAGAAACAGUUAUUUAGUGUACAACAUUUCUUUACACAUUUGCCCAGUGUUGAUGAGUAUCGGGAAUAUGGUGAAAAGUGUGAAAAACUAUAUUCGAUUCAUUGUAAUACCACAGAUUUGUAUAAUAAGUAA
This is a messenger RNA of Calliphora vicina (urban bluebottle blowfly), 1039 nucleotides long. RefSeq lists its product as uncharacterized. NCBI's taxonomy places the organism in Eukaryota, Metazoa, Arthropoda, Insecta, Diptera, Calliphoridae. The transcript is spliced from 4 exons. The coding region runs from base 20 to 1039 and encodes 339 amino acids. The record is from RefSeq and is a predicted model, not a curated record.